GUUCACUGCCUCUCAGUCACACCCAGUAAUGCGAAGCUUCACACCUUUCCCGGACCUUUCUUUGAAUAUCAGCCCUCCAGAUUGUAAAGCGAAACAAGUCGAGAGUCACACUAAGGGAUUCGCAACCAAAAGGCCUCACAGUGAUAUGUGCUCCACCUCCGAUUCUGGAAGCAGCGAGAGUGAUUUAAGCCAUGAAAAUGCCUUUUCGCACCUUGGCUAUCGUGAGCCUACUUUGAGCUUAGGCAUCAAAAUGGCAGAUUUGAAUCCCCUUCCACUCCCAAGAAACGUGAAUCACUUUCACAACCCGCAACCUCACAUCUAUGGUCGCGACUUUAAACGAAACACCAGAGUCGUCUGCGGUGUGAAAAGGAGCAUCAGAGCUCCUAGAAUGCGAUGGACUACAACCUUACAUGCCCAUUUUGUUCAUGCUGUUCAACUUCUUGGCGGCCAUGAAAGGGCAACUCCAAAGUCAGUGUUAGAGUUGAUGAAUGUAAAAGAUUUAACCCUAGCACACGUUAAGAGCCACCUACAGAUGUAUAGAACAGUGAAAAGCACUGCCAAAUGCACAGGUCAUGGCCACACUGAUAUGGGAUUAGCCGUUGUCGAUGAGCAUGGAGCAGCCUCAGCUUGUGAGAGAACCCAUCUACCUCUGCCACUUCAAAGAUCUCACAACAACAAGGAAUCAUGGCAAUCAUCAACGGAGACAAGGACAAACGAUAGUAGACAAAAACCAGGAACGAGUUUGACGUAUUCUCAAGUGAAGGCAGACGAAAGCAUGGUGGUUGGAAGGUCAUUGUCAGAUUCUUCAGAUGAGACGCUUAACCUAGAAUUCACCCUUGGAAGACCCAGUUGGAACACAGACCAGACUCAAUCAUCAACAGACUUAACUUUCUCAACUGUUAAACUUGCACUAUAUGUGCCCUUUCCCUGUCACCAACACUUUUGA
This is a messenger RNA of Neltuma alba, 946 nucleotides long. RefSeq names its product probable transcription factor KAN4. Gene Ontology annotation, biological process: abaxial cell fate specification; regulation of DNA-templated transcription. Lineage: Eukaryota; Viridiplantae; Streptophyta; Magnoliopsida; Fabales; Fabaceae. The coding region runs from base 29 to 946 and encodes 305 amino acids. Gene Ontology annotation, molecular function: transcription cis-regulatory region binding. The record is from RefSeq and is a predicted model, not a curated record. The transcript has 6 exons. Gene Ontology annotation, cellular component: nucleus.